AUCGCCAACCGCAUCGUUGCAGUCAUGUCUGCCGGAACGCUGAGCCCGUUUGUUUACUGGGCGCAAAAUGACUCUAAACUGUUCCUACGCGUUGACUUAAGGAAUGUUAAGGUACCCGAUAUUGAGGCUACCACCAGCGGGCUAUCGUUCUGCGCUUACGGCGUGGGUGCGAGAGGCGAAGAGAAGUACAAGUUCCUUUUGGAUUUCUACGCGCCCGUUAACCCGGACGGCUGCGAGUACCGGGUGAAUGACAGGCAAGUGGACAUCCAGAUUACAAAGGAGAAAUCGGAUCCCUGGCCUCAGCUUUUGUCAGCAGAUUCACCAAAACCGGCAUGGCUUAAGGUUGACUUUGACAAGUUACAAACAGAGGAUGAUGACGAGGAGAUAUCAGAAGACGACAACCAGCUUCGGAACUUCUACGAGCAGGAGUCGCAGCGUUAUUCCCCAGGCUCACGAACAAGCCCACCAUCAUGGAACAGGAAACGGCGAGGCCAUGAGAGGAAGACCGAGGAAUUUCGCAAGGUCUACCUCUUUCUCUACAAUCUCUUCCAGUUUGUCGGCUUCCUCUAUGUUGGUCUUGUCAUGCUCAUCCGCUACAGCCGCGAUGGUGAAUACUCCAUGGCGGGUACCUGGGAAGCAGUGGGCAAAGCCAUGCGUCUAGUCAUCUGCCUGCAGCUUCUCGAGGUGCUCCACCCGAUGCUUGGGUACACCAGAGGCAGCUUUCUGCAUCCGAUGGUGCUGGUUGGUGGCCGCAUCUUCAUGGUAUUUGUCAUGAUUGAUGCAGAGCCAAGGAUGCAAACCAAGCCCGUUGUCUUCUACCUGUUCGCUGUGUACACGCUGGUAGAAUUGUGCAGGUACCCUUACUACAUGCUGCGCACAUAUGACAAAAGCAUCAGCUUCAUUACCUGGCUGCGGUACACUGUAUGGAUUCCUCUGUUUCCACUUGGAUUCCUGUGUGAAGGGGUGAUGAUUCUCCGGAACAUUCCAUACUUUGAGGAGACUGGGCGCUUCAGCGUGCUCUUGCCCAACAUGUUCAACUUCUCCUUCUACCUCCCAACAUUCCUGCGGCUCUACCUACUUUUGGGAAUCUUUCCAACACUGGCAUUUAUGAUGAGUCACAUGUACCGGCAGCGCAAGCAGAUCCUCGGUCCCAAGGACAAGGAGGACUAAGGACAUGUGUCAUCCUUAUUUACUAGUCUGCUUCAUUCCAUCAAUUUUUUUUUUACUCCAUACCUCCUUCCUUCAUGGCAGCUACAGUUAUUAAAGUGAACAGAGUAAACCAAAUG
Messenger RNA from Rhipicephalus sanguineus (brown dog tick), 1286 nucleotides. Its product is annotated as very-long-chain (3R)-3-hydroxyacyl-CoA dehydratase. The transcript has 9 exons. The coding region runs from base 25 to 1170 and encodes 381 amino acids. Gene Ontology annotation, cellular component: endoplasmic reticulum membrane. Gene Ontology annotation, biological process: very long-chain fatty acid biosynthetic process; fatty acid elongation; sphingolipid biosynthetic process. Lineage: Eukaryota; Metazoa; Arthropoda; Arachnida; Ixodida; Ixodidae. Gene Ontology annotation, molecular function: 3-hydroxyacyl-CoA dehydratase activity. The record is from RefSeq and is a predicted model, not a curated record.